AUGGGAGGCCGUAGACGUGCUUCAACCACACAAGAAGUCUCCGAAAUGAGCCCAACUGGAUCGGAUUCUUCGGUUUAUUCGGAUAAAAAGAAGCAAACCCACCUUCGUUGUGAGCGACAGCGACGGGAAGCCAUUAACAGUGGUUACUCCGAUUUGAAAGAAUUAAUCCCGCAGACUGCUUCCGCUAUGGGUUGUAAGACUACUAAUGCCGCCAUAUUAUUUAGGGCUUGCGAUUAUAUGGCGCAACUAACUUCAGAGGUUGAAGCAAACGAGAAGGAAUUGCAACAACUAAGUGCACAAGUAUCGGCGUUGGAAAUGAUUGCUGCACAGUACGAGACCAUGGCCGCUGAAGCGCCUUCAAGCAAUUCGUCUUCUUUGCAAGCACGUAUGUUACAAAUCCUUCUCGAUGAUUGCUUCGCGUCAUUUGUUGAGCAAGUGGAUUUUUCUUCGUAUGCAACUAUCACCCGGACACUACUCACAUGGAUCGAAAAACUUGCUGCUCAUAAUGACCAAUUCAAGAAAACAGCAGGACAAAUGGUUACCUUACCAUUUACGCUUCGCUAA
This is a messenger RNA of Necator americanus (New World hookworm), 564 nucleotides long. RefSeq lists its product as uncharacterized. Gene Ontology annotation, cellular component: nucleus. Gene Ontology annotation, molecular function: DNA-binding transcription factor activity, RNA polymerase II-specific; RNA polymerase II cis-regulatory region sequence-specific DNA binding; protein dimerization activity. Gene Ontology annotation, biological process: regulation of transcription by RNA polymerase II. The record is from RefSeq and is a predicted model, not a curated record. The transcript is spliced from 6 exons. Lineage: Eukaryota; Metazoa; Nematoda; Chromadorea; Rhabditida; Ancylostomatidae. Bases 1 to 564 code for a protein of 187 amino acids.